GUGCUGUGAAAACUGUUACUGACCAUAGGAAAAUGGACAUGUUGCAGAUACUACGUAAAACCACAGAGCACUUAGAGUGCGAUCACUGCAGCUUCAGAGGAACGGACUAUGAAAACAUACAAAUUCAUAUGGGUACCAUACACCCAGAGUAUUGUGAUGAAAUGGAUGCUGCUGGUUUGGGUAAACUUAUAUUUUAUCAAAAAAGUGCAAAACUGUUUCACUGCCACAAAUGUUUCUUUACCAGCAAGAUGUAUUGCAAUGUAUACUAUCACAUCACAGCACAACAUGCAGCACCUGAGAAGUGGAACGAGGAGCGGAAAGAACAGGUAGAAAGAGAUUCAGAUUCCUCCAAAAAAAGUGUUGCAUUAGAGCCACAGAAACCUACCCUUUCCCCCGAGUCGCGCAAACCUGCCCUUUCUCCUGAACUCCCCAAAUCUGAACCUGUUGUUUCCCCCAAUCUUCAGAAAUCUGCGGUGUCUCCAGAGCCCCAGAAGUCGGCCCCGGCGACUUCUUCAGAGCCAGAGAAGUCAGCCCAGGCCACGUCCCCAGAUCCAGAAAAGUCAUCCCAGGCCACAUCUCCAGAUCCAGAGGAGGUAGCCUCAGCUGUAUCCCCAGGCUCAGAGACUCCGUCUCCUGCUGUGUCCCCCGACCCACAGAAGCCGUCCCCUGCUGUGUCCCCCGACCCGCAGAAGCCAGCUGCAGCUGCGUCUCCAGAGCCCCGCGGAGACCCCCGUCGCCAUUCCCCCGCUGUAUCACCAGAGCCCCGUCGCCAUUCCCCCGCUGUAUCACCAGAGCCCCGUCGCCAUUCCCCCGCUGUGUCUCCAGAGCCCCGCAGAUACACCCCAGCCGUGUCACCAGAGCCAAAGAAACCUCCUCCGGCAGUAUCGCCUGAACCGCGAAGGUAUGCCCCGGCUGGGUCUCCUGAGCCCCGGAGGCAUCCUUCUCAGAUGCGUAGGCCUGCUUCUGCUUCUUCUCCUGAAACCCGGAGGCCUGCUCCUGCCGUUUCGCCGGAGUCGUGGAGACCUGGUCCGACUGUUUCCCCUGAGCCCUGGAGAUCUACACCUCACGAGGUGCAGAAGUCUUCCGCAGUUUCUCCCUGGGGUCCAAAGUCUGCCAUGUCGGUGUCCGCAGAAUCCCGGAGGUCUGCCCCUGAGUCCCGAAGGCCUGGCUCCGUCGUGUCGCCAGAGCCCAGGAGGCUCGUUUCUGACUCGUGGAAAUCUACAUCCUUUUCUGAAUCCCAGAAGUCUACUCUUGUUUCUUCUGAGCCAUGGAAACCCAUCUCAUCUGUUUACCCUGAAGGCUGGAAACCUGUUCUGUCCCCUGACACGUGGAAGCAUUCUCCCCCUGUUUCUCCUGAGCUUCGGAAGUCUAGUCACACCGUUUCCUCUGACUCGUGGAAGCCUUCUUUCUUUCCUGAGGUCCGUAAGCCUGGUGCUUCGGUAUCUCCUGAAUCUUGGAAACUCUCUGAGUCCCGGAAAUCUAUGUUUUUUUCUGAAACUCAGAAAUCCACCGCUGCUGCUUCUUCUGAGGUUCAGAAACGGGCUCAUUUCUCUGAACCUCGGAAAAGAGCUCUGUUUCCGGAGUCUCGUAAAUCUAAUCCUACUGUUUCUGCUGAUGUCCAGAAACGUGGUGUCUUUCCUGAGCCCCAGAAUCAGGUGUCUACUUCUGCUGUUUCUACUGAAAGCCAAAAACAUGCCCUGUCUUCUGAAGCCCAGAAAUUAGCUCAUGUUUCUUGUGAAGUCCAGAAGCAUGCCCUAUUUUCUGAAGCCCAGAAACUCGCUCCAAUUUGCUCUGAAGUUCAGGAGCCUACUUCCUUUCCAGAGUCUCAGAAAUCUGCUUCUCCUGAAAUUCAGAAACCUGGCCUCUUUACUGAGUCCCAGAAACCUACUCCUCCUGUUUCUCCUGAGACCCCCAAGCCAGCUCUUUUUACUGACUCCCAGAGAUCUGCUGUUUCCUCUGAUGUCCAAAAGCAUGCUGUAUUUUCUGAGAUGCAGAAACCUGCUGCUGCUUUAUCCUCUGAUGUCCAGAGACACGCUGAAACUACUGUAUCUUCUGAAAUCCAGAAGAACAUCCUGUUUUCCGAGCCUCACAAGUCUGCUCCAGGCUUUUCUUCAGAGCCCCAGACACCUAGUGAGUCUGGUGAGAGUGACUUUCUUUCUCACAGUUUAGAUGAUCAGAAACCACUGGAUGAUUUAUUCUCACAGGAUGAACCGUCAAUAUUAGCCAAAGAAUCACCGGAAGACAUGUUAUAUUCUUGCCCAAAAAAGAAGCCCAGGAAGGAGAACCAGGAGAACUCAGAUUCUGAACUAAAUAGCAGCGAGUGUGGAAAAACAGAGAUGGACUCGAUGGAGAUAAAGGAGCAAGAAUCCAACAGUGACCAAGAGCAAUAUGAUAUGGAGUCAUCUGAUUACGGCAAAGAGAGCAAAAUAGAUGCAGCUACCCCCAUGCAGCCGCAGUGUGUGCUGCAGUUUACCGAAGAGAAAGAGGCUUUCAUCUCUGAGGAAGAAAUAGCAAAAUAUAUGAAGCGUGGCAAGGGAAAGUAUUAUUGCAAAAUUUGUUGCUGUCGCGCAAUGAAAAAGGGUGCCGUCUUGCACCAUUUAGUUAACAAGCAUAAUGUUCAAAGUCCAUACAAAUGUAAAAUAUGUGGCAAAGCUUUUCUCUUGGAGUCUCUUCUCAAAAACCAUGUUGCUGCUCAUGGUCAAAGUUUGUUGAAGUGUCCACGUUGUAAUUUUGAAUCAAAUUUUCCCCGAGGCUUUAAGAAACACUUAACCCAUUGCCAAAGCCGUCAUAGUGAUGAUAUACCUAAAAAACACUUGGACAGCCUUGAACCACUUGAAGAACAAAUUUAAUCUGUUUUUUUCCUUGAGCUAGAAAAGCGAAAUUUGCGGAAGUGUUCAAAAGUGUUACAGUAUGUUACCUGAGUAGUUUAGCUGAUCUGACAAGUCAGAAGAUGCAUGGUUUAUUGUACUAUGUUUAACUUGUCUUAUAGCUGUAUUACUAAAUGAUUUACCUCUGAAAGUAA
This is a messenger RNA of Opisthocomus hoazin, 3022 nucleotides long. The record is from RefSeq and is a predicted model, not a curated record. NCBI's taxonomy places the organism in Eukaryota, Metazoa, Chordata, Aves, Opisthocomiformes, Opisthocomidae.